This is a messenger RNA of Medioppia subpectinata, 1077 nucleotides long. The record is from the annotation of a GenBank genome assembly. NCBI's taxonomy places the organism in Eukaryota, Metazoa, Arthropoda, Arachnida, Sarcoptiformes, Oppiidae.
CAUUUGUCACAAGUUGUGGCCAAUCAUUACAAUAGUUUGCAAGAGAAGGGUAAAGACGCCCGAAAAGAGAGCCGUAUUUUUCAUUUAAGAAACUUUAACAAUUGGAUCAAAUCGGUGACAAUCGCCGAUAUUCUUAAGAGAAUAAGAGAUGAGAAGGGAUCUGAUUGUGAUAUUAAUGUGUUGGACAUCGGAUGUGGUAAAGGAGGAGAUCUUCUUAAGUACGAUAAGGGAAACAUAACUCAUAUCAUAUGUGCAGACAUUGCGGAGACAUCUGUGAAACAAUGCGAAGACAGGUAUAUGGAAAUGAAGAGAAGACAGGGCUCUAACAAUAGGGGUAAACACUUAUUUACUGCAGAAUUUAUUGCUGCCGACUGUACUCGAGAUGUGCUUAAAGACAAAUACAAAGAGCGAGAGAUUGAUUUAGUUUCCAUUCAAUUCUCAUUUCAUUACUGUUUUGAAAGUCUAUCGCAAACGAGAAGAAUGAUAGAGAAUGCGAGCCAUCAUCUGAGAAACGGAGGAAUAUUUAUCGGCACCACUACUGACUCGCAAGAAAUCAUUAAACGUUUGCGUAAAAGCGAAACAAACAGUUUCGGAAACAGUGUCUACUCUAUUAAGUUUGACGACAAAUUCAAUGAUACAAACUAUAAAAUACCCAUUUUUGGUGCUAAAUAUGACUUCCAUUUGGACGGAGUGGUCGAUUGUCCCGAAUUUCUGGUCUAUUUUCCAGUUUUUGAGGACAUUUGCAAAGAAUAUGAUUUGAAAUUAAUUUAUCGCAAAAAUUUCGGCCAAUUGUUUGACGAGAAUAAAGACAAGAGAGAAAACACACAACUAUUGAAUGUUAUGAAUGCUCUCGAACUCUAUUCAAAUGACACCAAGAAUUCAUUGAUUGGCGACAACGACACGGAUUACAAACACGCCAAACAAGCCCUCGAAGCCAUUUCAUCGGAUUCCCGCAGCAGACAGUUGGGCACUCUAUCUCAGUCCGAAUGGGAAUGCAUUUCUAUUUAUACUGCAUUCUGUUUCCGAAAAGUGUGUCCUAACGAUAAACCCUCCACUAAACGACACAAAACUGAUUAA